UAUUUAUCAAGCACAACAAUCAUCACAUUCCAACCAAUAUUCCUGGAAAAUUGAUGUACGGAUUAAUAUUCCCGAUAAUCUGAACAUUCCCAGUAUUCUAAUAAUACUCGAAUCAAACUGCUACUCAAUUUUCUCUAAUCCAGGCCAGAGGAGGUACGAGAUGUUUGAUUUUCAGCUUAUCCGGUCGAGCCGGGCAGCCAUUUGAGAGUGUCGCGCCGUGCCGGGCCAGCAGUAUACGGCUCACACAGAUAACAGGCCGGGCCAGGUGGGGUUGACGCCGAAUUUCUUCCGACAAUAAUGCGGCGAAGAGAUGAGGCUGACCUCCUCAGUCCUCUUUCUGAGGCGCCGUCAACAUCACCGCCGCCUCUCGGGAGUUUCCAACUCACCACUCGCCGCCUACCUGCCGGAGCACCCGCCACCGGAGCCAUUCCACGCCAGGGCAAUCAAGAACUGCUCCCUUGAGCAGCCGUCCUUCGCCAACUACGUGCUGACCCUGUACGUGAAGUCUCGGAAACUGUCCGAUGCGCACCGCCUGUUCGACGAAAUUCCCGACAGGGACGUCCGUACAUGGACGACCCUUCUCUCCGGCUUUUCUCGGGUCGGGUCUUCUCCCACGACGGUCUUGGACUUCUUCCGAAGAAUGCAGGUGGAGGGUGUGGUCCCGAACGAUUUCACUUUGUCGACCGUCCUCAAGAGCUGCGCCAGCUUAACCAUGCUGAAGCUCGGGAAGGAGGUCCACGGAUGGAUUUUCAGAAAUGGGGUUGAGGUGGACUCUGUCCUCGGGAACUCUAUUCUUGAUAUGUACGUAAAAUGCGGGGAGCUUAAUAUUGCGGAGAGGCUGUUUCAUUCGUUGGAGGAGAUCAAUAUUGUGUCCUGGAAUGUUAUGCUUGGUGGAUAUGUGAACAAUGGCGAGGCCGGAAAGUCACUGGCUUUUUUCAAGGCAAUGCCCUUUAAGGAUGUUGUGAGUUGGAACACGAUCAUACACGGGCUGAUGCAAAAUGGGCAGGAGGGAACGGCUCUAGAGCUUCUAUAUGAAAAGGAGCUUGGAGCUAACUUUAAUGAGUUCACUUUCUCAAUAGCUCUCAGCUUGGCUGCCGCUUUAACUCUGUUGGAUCUCGGAAUGCAGAUUCAUGGCCAUGUUCUAAGAUGCGGGAUCAGUACUAAUGGGUUCAUAAGGACUUCUCUCAUUGACAUGUACUGCAAAUGUGGAAAGGUGGAGAAGGCCUCUCUUCUUCUCAGGAAACCGCCCACUGGGUCUGAGACAAUCCGAAGUUAUGAGAAGUCCCAUGAGGAAUUAUCUAGACAGAAAAUUUCAUACAGUUCGUUGAUUUCUGGGUACGUUCAUAAAGGGGACUUUGAGAGUGCCUUCACGACUUUUAGAUCCAUGGUCUGUGGAAAGCUCGAGGUGAAUGAGUAUAGUGUCACGAGCAUUCUGUCUGCCUGUGCCAGCACUGGGAUAUUAGGACUUGGUUUACAGCUCCAUGCCUAUAUUAUAAAAGUUGGGCACAAAAUGGAUGUUCCGUUGCGAUCCUCAAUAAUAGAUAUGUACAGCAAGUGUGGGAGUUUGGAAGAUGCGAAGUUGAUCUUUGAAGGAGGCAAAGAUUCUUAUGUUGGCUUGUGGACUUCAAUGAUAUCAGGCCUCGCCGCCAACGGGAGCGGCAAGGAGGCCGUUGACCUCUUCAAAGUGAUGACUGAGGGGGUUAAACCGAACGAAGUUACUUUCGUGGCAGUCUUAAGUGCUUGUAGUCACUCGGGGUUACUUAAAGAAGGCAAAGAAUAUUUUAAGCUCAUGAAAGAAGUUUAUGGAAUCAAACCUGGUGUCGAACACUUCACAUGUAUGGUUGAUUUAUAUGGUCGAAGAGGACGGUUGGAUGAGAUCAAGCAAUUCAUUUGCCAAAAUGGUAUCUCAAACGUGACUUCCGUGUGGAAGUCAUUUCUAUCCUCUUGCCGAUUCCAUAGAAACGUUGAAUUGGGGAGAUGGGUGUGUGAAAAGCUGCUCAGUCUUAUUCCAAACGAUCCCGAGCCUUAUGUUUUGUUGUCGAACAUAUGUGCUGAUGAUGGGAGAUGGGAAGAGGCCGCUAAAAUUAGGAGCCAAAUGCAAAAGAGAGGGCUGAAGAAAGUCCCCGGGCAAUCGUGGAUCCAAUUGAAGAAUACCGUCCAUACUUUCAUCAUGGGAGCUGAUACGCACCCAAAUUCUUCGGAGAUACGUUCGUUCUUGGAUGAGCUAAUUGAGAGAUCGAAGGAAAUCGGUUACUUACCCCACGCUAAAUUAGUGAUGCAGGAUGUGGGACAAGAAGAAGGGGAAAUGUUGGUUGGGUUUCAUAGCGAGAAGCUCGCAAUAGCUUAUGGAGUCAUGAACACUGGCCCUGGGGUGUCGAUCAGAGUCACGAAGAACCUCCGAAUUUGCAUGGACUGCCACAAUUUCAUCAAGUAUGCUUCACGGCUUUUGGACCGGGAAAUAGUCGUGAGAGAUAUCCAUCGGUUCCAUCACUUCAGAGAUGGGAAAUGCUCGUGUGGUGAUUGGUGGUGAAUGUAGAGAACGCUGAUGACAUGGCGGGGGUGCUGAUCAGAUCCAGUUGUUUCCUAUCAUGGCAUCUUGCAAAUAGAGUUGUUUCACUUAUCUUUAUAUAAGGAAGCAGAGCCUGAUGGCAUGAUCCAUCCUGAGUUUUUGGAGAAUCCCGAAUUGGCAUUCAGGAAUUAGCAAUAAAAGUGAGUGCUAAUCUCAGGUGAUGUAUCGUCGAUCUUCAUUUCCUGUUUGAUACGGAUCCCGACCCUGGAGAUCCCUCCCUAGAAUGUUGUUUCAUUCUUUUUCUCAUUGAAAGGAGAAACAAAAGAUUAAAAUAAUUUGUUCUGUGUUA
Messenger RNA from Punica granatum (pomegranate), 2858 nucleotides. The record is from RefSeq and is a predicted model, not a curated record. NCBI's taxonomy places the organism in Eukaryota, Viridiplantae, Streptophyta, Magnoliopsida, Myrtales, Lythraceae.